AUGAAGACCGUUUUUAGCACUAUCGUCGGGCUGGUAGCCUGCGCGGCGGUCGCUGCGGAAGAAACUUCUCCCCAAGUCGCGGUUGAGCUAAACCCCAGUGAAAUCGUCGCCGUUCAGGAAGAUCCGAACGCAGAGCCGCGUCUCUUUUUCCCCCUGAACGCUCUAGUCGCCGCUAAGCUUGCGAAGUUCAUCGUUCCGGUUCCUGUCUCUGUUCCUACCCCACCUCCUCCUCCUCCUCCUCAUCCUUAUCCUCAUCCUUAUCCCCAUCCUUAUCCUGAUCAUCAUCAUCAUCAUCAUCCUCGUCCUCCUCCUCCUCCCCCUGUCUACCUCCUCCCUAUCAAUGGCGGAGGCGCUGUCCCUGGCAAUGGCAUUGUCAACGGCACUGUCACGGUCCCCACCACGACCGCUCCCGUUAUCUCUGUUGAUACUAAUCUAGGCGGGCUCCUUUCACGAGCUGACCAGAACUAA
Molecule: messenger RNA, 468 nt
Organism: Cyclospora cayetanensis
Lineage: Eukaryota; Apicomplexa; Conoidasida; Eucoccidiorida; Eimeriidae
Product: pleckstrin homology-like domain family A member 1
Exons: 1
Coding region: 1-468 (155 amino acids)
Source: RefSeq, a predicted model, not a curated record